Molecule: messenger RNA, 858 nt
Organism: Seminavis robusta
Lineage: Eukaryota; Bacillariophyta; Bacillariophyceae; Naviculales; Naviculaceae
Source: the annotation of a GenBank genome assembly
AUGAACUCGAAAGAUGGAUUGGGAAGCUAUGGGCAAGUGAACCAAGGUGACGAAAUGGGGGUUUCGCUGGUGGCACCAUCGCCUGAGGAAGUGGCCAAACCAGCAUCGGCUGUGCCCAUGAUUGAAAUCAUGGCCCCCGCCACGCUGAUGGAAGGCUAUCAGUUGGACACGCAAGUGGGCGAUCGCGUCGUGACAAUCACCAUUCCUCCCGGUGGCGUCGAAAAGGGACAAAAAUUCAGCGUCCCCAUGUCUCCCACAAACGCAGCAGCAACCUCUACUCCCAAAAUGACAGUUCCGGUCGGCCAUUGGAAAGAUGGACUCUGCGAUUGCUGCACGUACGGCAUGUGUCAUGCCCAUUGCUGCAUUAGUUGGUGGUGUCAUGCAUUGGCGGCGGGACAAGUCAUUUCACGACUUCAACUCAAUUGGUUGGGCAAAACCACCAAUAGUCACGCCGAAAAGGCAUCGGCAUUCACGACAUUGUUUACCAUUUCCAUGACGUACUUUUCCGUCAAAAUUGGACUCUUUCUCAUCAUCAUGAGCAUGAUGCCCGAGGAUCCGGAAGAACCACCACCCGACUCCAUCGCACCCUUUGCCAUGAUGAGUGAUAUCGUCAAUUACGCCUAUUACCUAUUCAGUGCCGUCGUCAUUUACAAUUUGCGCUCCUACAUUCGAUCCAAGUACGCCAUUCCGGAAUCGGAGAGCUGUCCGACGGGAUGUGAAGAUGGAUGCAUGGCGCUCUUUUGUUCCUGCUGUACUGCGGCACAAAUGAUGCGGCACACCACUGAAUACGACACCUACCGAGCGGAGUGCUUCUCGGCCACGGGAUUGCCGGAUCAUGUCCCCGCAUUGAUUGUAUAA